Hevea brasiliensis (rubber tree) is the source of this 6383-nucleotide messenger RNA. RefSeq lists its product as uncharacterized. The record is from RefSeq and is a predicted model, not a curated record. The transcript has 16 exons. Lineage: Eukaryota; Viridiplantae; Streptophyta; Magnoliopsida; Malpighiales; Euphorbiaceae. Gene Ontology annotation, biological process: recognition of pollen; protein phosphorylation. Bases 177 to 6194 code for a protein of 2005 amino acids. Gene Ontology annotation, molecular function: protein serine/threonine kinase activity; ATP binding.
UUGCUGGACACCAUUUCCACAAAAGAACAAUGAGCUGAGGAGAAAUCUACAGGUUCUUGUAUGAUUAGCCACAGCGUGCCCUUGUGUAUGGAUGACUACUCUCUAAUUAGAUACAUCCUUUUGAUCUUGAUGAUAACCAAAACAACCAUCCAUAAUCUUUGGAAUCUUUGGAAAAUAUGCUAAAUACCAUCUUCUUUUCUUGUGUGUUCAUAUUGUGCUUUUCACUUCUAAAUUCCUUUGCUAGGGAUACCAUCUCAUCAAUAAACAGUUCACUUACCGAUGGAGAAACCCUUAUUUCCGCUGAAAACAGAUUUGAACUGGGAUUCUUUGCUCCUGCUGGAAGCUCUGAUACCAAAAGGUAUGUAGGGAUAUGGUAUUACGGAUUAAAUCCAAGAACAGUCAUAUGGGUUGCCAAUAGAAACAAGCCACUUUCGGACGUUGGUGGAUGUUUUGCUGUGCAUGACGGCAACCUCACGGUACUGGAUAAAUCUGGAAAUCUUUUCUGGUCAACAGAGCUUGAAACACCAUCACCAAGAUAUCGGCAUUACUGGGAAGCUAAGCUUUUGGAUUCUGGGAACUUGGUCUUGAGGAAUCAGUUAGCGAUAAUCAUAUGGCAGAGCUUUCAGAACCCAACUGAUACAUUUAUUUCAGGUAUGAAGAUGGACCAGAACAUCGCGUUGACUUCAUGGACUAGUCACGUUGAUCCAGCACCUGGAAAAUUCAAGUUUAAUCCAUAUGAAGACGAUAAGAACCAGUUCAUCAUUAGGAAUGGACAUUUCCCUUAUUGGAGAAGUGGAGUAUCUGGUGAAUUCUUUAGUACAGAUGAAGUAAAUUCCACAGUAGCCUACCUUUUAUUCAACUUUAACAAAAAUGUUUGGCCUCACAGGUCAGAAGGCCAUCCUUUACCCUCCAGUUAUAAUAAGACAAGGAUUGUGAUGAAUUUUACAGGAGAGAUACAAUGUUGGAGCUUGGAUGAGCGGAAUGAAUGGUCAUUAAUUUGGUGGGAACCAAAAGACAGAUGCAGUGCUCUUAAAGCUUGUGGAAGCUUUGGCAGCUGCAAUAACAACAACAAAAUACCCUGUAAAUGUUUGCCAGGUUUCAAGCCCCAACAUCCGGAAGAUUGGAACAAGGGAGAAUUUUCUGGUGGAUGCAAUAGAAAGUCAACAUCAUGCGGCAUGAAUGACAUCUUCUUGAACUUGAAGAUGAUGAAAGUGGCCAACACAGAAUCAAAAUCUGAUGUUAAUGAGACAAAAUGCAGAGAGGAGUGUCUCAGCGAUUGCCAAUGCCACGCUUAUUCCUAUAUUGAAGGUAAUAAUAGUUCUCGGAGAGACGUUGAACCUAGUAGCCCCACCUGCUGGAUUUGGACAGAGGAUCUUAGCAAUCUACAGGAGGACUAUCAUAAUGGUCAUGACCUCUUUGUCCGUGUAGCGAGGUCCGAUAUAGAAUCAACGGCUAGAAAUUGUGAAGCUUGUGGCACGAACUUAAUUCCUUAUCCCCUAAGCACUGGAUCAAAUUGUGGUGAUCCUAUGUACUUGAAAUUCUACUGCAACAACUCCACAGGAAAGCUUAACUUUAAGGUACCUACCGGAACUUAUGAUGUCACCAGUAUCAAUCCAAUUACAAGAACAUUUGUCAUCCAUGCCAAAGAAGCAGAUAAUUGCAAUGCUAGAAAUAGUGCAAUUCUGCAUCUUGACCAGUCAUUACCAUUUAAAGUGAUUAAUGAAACCCACAACUGUAGUGAUGAGGUGGAGAAUUUUAGUGCUAAUAUUUUGUCAAAAGGUAUGGAUGAAAUAGAGAUCAGUUGGGAUCCACCCCCAGAGCCAAGCUGCAGUUCAUCUGCUGACUGCAAGGAUUGGCCAUUUUCAACAUGCAAAGUGACAGGAAAUGGCAUGAGAAGAUGCCUUUGUAAUGCAAACUUUCGAUGGAAUGGAUCAGCGCUGAAUUUUACUUCUGAAAAUACGAGUUAUCCAAAGCAAUUAGCCUCAAGAAGAAAGACACCGUUGCUUUUAAUCAUUGGAGUAACAAUUGCAAGUGUCAUAGUUUUUUCAUGCACCAUUGCUUUCAUAUGCAUAUGCAGAAGAAGGAUGAGAAAAAGACAAGAAAGAGAAAACAUUGAAAGAAAUGCAGCUCUAUUGUAUGGCACUGAGAAACGCAUCAAAGACUUGAUGGGCUCCAAAGAUUUUAAGGAAGAGGACAAGAAGGGCAUAGAUGUACCAUUUUUCAAUUUAGACAGCAUACUAGCUGCCACUGAUAAUUUCUCAGAUGCGAACAAGCUUGGAAGAGGGGGCUUUGGGCCUGUGUACAAGGGUAUAUUUCCAGGGGGCCAGGAAAUUGCUAUAAAGAGACUUUCAAGUGUUUCAGGACAAGGGUUAGAGGAAUUCAAAAAUGAAGUUGUGCUGAUUGCUAAACUUCAACAUCGGAAUCUUGUAAGACUUUUGGGCUAUUGCAUUCACGGAAAUGAAAAGAUUUUACUCUAUGAAUAUAUGCCUAACAGAAGUUUAGAUUCUUUUUUAUUCGAUGAAAAGCUUGGCAUGCUUCUGAAUUGGGAGGUGCGCUUCAAUAUCAUUAUCGGAGUUGUUCGAGGACUUGUUUAUCUGCACCAAGAUUCUAGGUUGAGGAUUAUUCAUAGGGAUUUGAAAACUAGCAACAUUUUACUAGAUGCAGAAAUGAACCCCAAAAUUUCAGACUUUGGCUUGGCAAGGAUAUUUGAAGGCAAACAAACAGAGGGAAGCACAAACAGAGUAGUCGGAACUUACGGCUAUAUGUCCCCAGAGUACGCAUUAGAUGGGCUUUUCUCAGUUAAAUCAGAUGCUUUUAGCUUUGGCGUGGUUGUGCUUGAAAUUCUGAGUGGAAGGAGGAGUACCGGAGUAUUUAAGCCUGAACAAGCUUUAAACCUUCUGAGUUAUGCAUGGAGAUUGUGGAGAGAAGACAAGGCAUUGGAUUUCAUGGACAAGACGAUAAGUGAAAGUUGUAACAGCAAUGAGUUUUUGAAGUGCCUACGCAUCGCACUGUUAUGCGUUCAAGAAGAUCCAGCUGACCGGCCUGACAUGUCAUAUGUUAUUGUUAUGCUCAACAGUGACACUGCAACCUUUCCAGCACCUAAGCAGCCAGCCUUUGUUGAAAGAGAAGGUAUUGCUGAUACAGCUUCUUCUUCAAGUAAACAAGAAAUAAGUACCAUCUCAACAACUGCAUUUGGAGGAGAUACCAUAACUAAGGAUAGUUCUAUCAGUGACAGCAGAGGAGAAACUCUUGUUUCGUUUGGUGAAAAGUUUGAGCUUGGAUUCUUUACUCCUAAUGGAAGCUCAGGAAGGAGAUAUAUUGGGAUUUGGUAUUACAUGUCGAAUCCACUUACUGUUGUUUGGGUCGCCAAUAGAGAUAAUCCACUUUUAGAUUAUGAUGGAGUUUUUUCAAUGGCAGAAGAUGGCAACGUCAAGAUACUGGAUGGGAGGGGGAGAUCUUACUGGUCGACAAAUCUUGGGGCAGAUUCAUCUGUGGACAGGCAAACAAAGUUAAUGGAUACUGGGAACCUUGUUGUCAGCGAUGGGGAUGGAGAAAAUCACUUGCGGAGAACUUUGUGGCAGAGUUUUGAUAACCCAACUGAUACAUUUCUUCCUGGAAUGAAAAUGAAUGAAGAUAUGGCAUUGGUUUCAUGGAAAAGUUAUGAUGAUCCUGCAUCUGGGAACUUUACUUUUCAGCUAGAUCAAGAAGCAGACCAAUUUGUCAUCUGGAAGAGAUCGAUCCGAUACUGGAGAAGUGGAGUUUCAGGUAAAGUUGGCAGCUCCAGUGAGAUGCCUUCUUCAAUAUCAUAUUUCUUAUCAAAUUUCACCUCAACUGUAGCCCACAAUGAUUCUGUGCCGUACAUCACAUCAUCAUUGUACAUAGACACAAGAAUGAUCAUGAGCUUCUCAGGCCAAAUUCAGUACCUGAAGUGGGACACUCAGAAGAUUUGGACCUUGUUCUGGGCAAUGCCAAGAAAAAGAUGCAGUCUUUAUAAUGCUUGUGGAAAUUUUGGUAGCUGCAACAGUAAUAAUGAACUUGUUUGCAAGUGUUUGCCUGGGUUUCAGCCAAUCUCACCGGAAUAUUGGAAUUCUGGAGACUACUCAGGGGGGUGCACCAGGAGGUCACCAUUAUGCAGCGGCAAUGCUGCAAGUGACUCAUUCUUGAACUUAAAAAUGAUGAAAGUAGGAAACCCAGAUUCUCAAUUCAAGGCUAAAAGUGAAUUGGAGUGCAAAACAGAGUGCCUUAACAACUGCCAAUGCCAGGCCUUUUCCUAUGAAGAAGCUGAAAUCACACAACAGGGAGAAUCUGGCAGUGCCAAAUGCUGGAUUUGGUUGGAGGAUCUCAGCGACCUUCAAGAGGAGUAUGAUGGUGGCCGAAAUCUCAAUGUACGUAUAUCAGUUUCUGAUAUAGAUUUAACUUCAAGGAACUGUGGGACUUGUGGUGCAAACAUAAUUCCCUAUCCCCUUAGCACUGGGCCUAAUUGUGGAGAUCCCUACUACUUCAAUUUCUACUGCAACAUCUCCACAGGGCAACUUAACUUUCAGGCGCCAGGUGGCACUUACAGAGUCACAAAAAUCAAUUCACAAAUGCGCAAGUUCGUCAUGCAGACAAAUGAUGUCGAUAGUUGCAAGGCCAUAAAUUCAAAUACCAAAUUUUUACUGCUCAACCAAUCAUCACCAUUUCAUGUGAUUAGGUGGUGUAUGGCUGAUCUGGGAAAUUAUACUUCUGAUGCAUCAUUUACAGGACGAGGUGAAGUAGAGGUAAGUUGGGACCCACCACCAGAGCCAACUUGCUCUUCUCCAACAGACUGCAAAGAUUGGCCAAAUUCGACUUGCCAGGCACCAGGAGAUCGAAAGAAAAAGUGUCUAUGCAAUAUGAACUUUCGAUGGGAUUGCUUGAGAUUGAACUGUACUCAAGAAGGUUACAGGAAGCAAAAAAAUAAACCUUCGAUAGGAAAGAUCCCCGCAUCCCUUAUUGUCGCAGUAGCUUUCGCUAGUGUCAUUGGUCUAGUUGUUCUGUCAAGCACUAUUAUUUUUAUGUAUUUGCAGAGAAGAAGGCUUGCAAUUGUACAAGGAAACAGGGGAACUCUGCAAAGACAUCUAGGCCUUCACUUGUAUAACAGUGAGCGACUUGUGAAAGAUAUAAUUGACUCAGGUAGGUUCAAAGAAGACGAGACAAAAGCCAUGGAUGUGCGAUAUUUUGACUUGGAAAGCAUAUUAGCUGCUACAAAUAAGUUUUCAAAUUCAAACAAGCUAGGACAAGGUGGGUUUGGACCUGUUUACAAGGCUACAUUUCCGGGAGGAGAAGAGAUUGCUGUUAAGAGGCUCUCAAGUGGUUCUGGUCAAGGCUUGCAAGAAUUUAAAAAUGAGAUUGUACUGAUUGCCAAACUUCAGCAUAGGAAUCUUGUCAGGCUUUUAGGCUAUUGUGUUGAAGGAGAUGAAAAGAUGCUACUCUAUGAAUACAUGCCCAACAAAAGCUUGGACUCUUUCAUAUUUGAUCGAAAGCUGCGUGUGACUUUGGACUGGGGGAUGCGUUAUAGCAUAAUUUUGGGAAUUGCUCGUGGGCUUCUAUAUCUUCACCAGGAUUCCAGGCUGAGGAUCAUCCAUAGAGACUUGAAAACAAGUAACAUUUUGCUAGAUGAGGAGAUGAACCCCAAAAUUUCUGACUUCGGCUUGGCAAGGAUUUUCGGAGGCAAAGAAACAGCUGCAAAUACCACCAGAGUAGUUGGAACCUAUGGAUAUAUAGCUCCUGAGUAUGCACUGGAUGGUCUAUUUUCUUUCAAGUCAGAUGUGUUCAGCUUUGGAGUAGUGGUGCUUGAGAUUAUAAGUGGAAAAAGGAACAUAGGUUUUUAUCAACCUGAACAAUCUCUGAGUCUUCUAGGUUAUGCCUGGAAUCUGUGGAAAGAAGAAAAGGCGUUGGACUUUUUAGACCCAACCCUGAGGAAAACCUGCAAUGCAAAUGAAUUUUUGAAGUGCAUAACUGUUGGACUUUUAUGUGUACAAGAGGACCCCUGUGACCGUCCCACUAUGUCAAAUGUACUACUCAUGCUUGGCAGUGAAACUGCUUCUCUUCCAGGCCCUAAACAACCAGCCUUCGUUGUUAGGAGAUGCCCUUCCAGCAGAGCUUCUUCAUCUGGCAAACCAGAAACUUGCUCCAACAACGAGUUAACGGUCACGCUAGAAGACGGCAGAUAGCAGAGAGGUUCUAUAUAUGAGUUUUCACUUUCUAUCCCCUCUGAAAAUUUCAUUUUUAUUUAUGCAUUCUUUGGUUUUAUCCUCCUUUAACUGUAUAUCAAUUAUUUAUGGAAUUGCUUUUAUUUUCAUGUACUGGUCAGGUACUUUGCACACAAAAGUUAUUAAAAUAUUUUUAUUUGAUAUCUGUAA